Molecule: messenger RNA, 1941 nt
Organism: Thrips palmi
Lineage: Eukaryota; Metazoa; Arthropoda; Insecta; Thysanoptera; Thripidae
Exons: 8
Coding region: 171-1280 (369 amino acids)
Source: RefSeq, a predicted model, not a curated record
UCUUCCUGGCGUCGCUGGAGGAGGCGCCUUGCCUGGAGGCGCUGGAGCUGUCGCUGGGCAACCGGGCGCGCACCCGCAAGGCCCUGCGGCAGGUGCUGGGCGCGCUGCCCACGGCCCCGUCCAGGAUCCAGGAGCUCGUGUUGACCUUUGGCGUGGCCAGCCGCGAGGACAUGAUCGCCCUGCUGGGCCACGUCAAGGGCCACCUGCAGAAGCUGUCCGUGGCCGCGCCGUACCAGCACGCCGUCUACGAAACCCCGGACGCCCUGCAGCGCUUCUGGGCCGCCGUGGAGGAGACGGGCGUCACCACGCUCGACGUACCCGGGGACUGCCUGAAGCUGAAGGACGCGGUGGGGUUCCCGCUGCAGGCGGCCAAGUGGCGCCUGGAGACGCUGUCGGCGGCCUUCACGGUGGGCGAGGAGCGCACGCUGCUGCCCGAGCUGAUCCGCGCCAACGCCGCCACGCUGCGCAAGGCGAAGGUGGUCGCCAUCUCCUCGAUCCACGCCGACGACAGGAAGGCCGUGGUCGCCGCCCUGGCCGAGUGCGGCAAGCUGGUGGACGUGACGGUGCCCUGCUGGAAGGAGGCGGCCCAGCUGGAGCGGUGCACCGCGGUCACCAAGCUCUCCAUCCUCGCGGCUAACCUGAUACUGGCUGGGCGCGCGGACCGGGAAAUCGAGGCCGUCGCCAAGCUGCUGGCUGUGCCCGCCGUGAGGAACCGCGUGGAGAGCCUCUCCCUCAGCUUCUUCAAGUACGGCGGAAUCACUAAUCAGGCGGUGCAGCUCGUGUACAAGGCGGUGCGCGGCAUGCGCAAGCUCACCAGCCUGUCCGUGGAGUUCUGCGCGGGCUUCGCCGGCGAGCUCAAGGCCACCCUGAAGAGCCUGCCGCAGCUGGAGGAGUUGCAGCUUUCCGACGACGACACGGCGUGGAAGCCCAAGGUGCUGGACGACAUCACGCCGGCGCACGCCCCCAGCCUGACCUCGCUGCGGCUGGACCCGGACCUGCUGAGCAGCGCGGCGCGGCUGCAGGAGGCGGCGCGCGCCAUCCAGCUGCGCUUCGCCGCGGCGGGCCGCCGCCUCGAGGUGCACGUCGAGAAGGGCGUGUCGCACGAGCGGGACCCCACCUCGUCGGACGAGGAGGACGACGACGGCGACUCGGACGACCAGUCGCCCGACGAGGCCUCCGACGACGACGACAGCAGCUGCCUGACGAUGGGCGAAGGGGGCUCGUCGGACGAAGAGGACGACGACGAGGUGGGCGAGGAGAGUCCCGAUGAGGACGACUAGGACUCACUGCAGGACUCACCCGAUGGGCAGCGGUCGACUGCUGCGAGGCGCCGGGUGCAUUGUUCUGUGCCUGACAUUCCCAUCCUAUUCAUUUCAGCGAAUUUAAGUGUGUGGCAUGUGUUUAUGUGCGCUCUUGAGUGCUCUAUUAUUCAUGCAUUAUUACUUACGUCGACCGUUUACAACGUCACUCAUUGUGUUCAUGUUUCGCACGUUCGCGCGUAAUUUGUAGUUAUUAGUGCACAGCAUUGUGCGGAGCUUGGACAAGCAUCUUUGCAUGGAUAAAAAUGCCCCCCCUAAAAGGGCCAACAAGAUUGAACCAAGUUACGUGCAUUUCGUUCUUAUCAUCCCUCUAAAGUGUACUUCAGGGCUGUGUCCGUUCUAGACAUUGUUCACGGGUUGUACGCGGGCAUUGCUCUGCUGAUAUAGCUUGAAUUGCGACGAGUACUAAUGCAAUUGUAAUCGUGGCAUGUUUAUUUUGUAAUUAGCGGUUUGUAAUUCAGUGCGUUGCACGAUCACUUCAGUUUUUUUCUUCUUUGCUAAGAUUGAUCUCUUGGAGGAAGUCCUUAUUAACCCUGUGGUUUUGUAUGUAUUGGAGUUCAUGCCACUGUGAUCCUUUAUUUUGUGUACCUACCGAGUUCCAAUAAAAAAGAAUUGCUACUUC